This is a messenger RNA of Bradysia coprophila, 7814 nucleotides long. It is a transcript of the gene Patronin, whose product is annotated as calmodulin-regulated spectrin-associated protein patronin. Gene Ontology annotation, molecular function: calmodulin binding; microtubule minus-end binding; spectrin binding. Gene Ontology annotation, cellular component: microtubule minus-end. Gene Ontology annotation, biological process: negative regulation of microtubule depolymerization; neuron projection development; cytoplasmic microtubule organization. The record is from RefSeq and is a predicted model, not a curated record. NCBI's taxonomy places the organism in Eukaryota, Metazoa, Arthropoda, Insecta, Diptera, Sciaridae.
AUUUUUUGUAAUGGCCGCUAACAACUGGUAUAAAACUAAAUCGUGAAAAGAAGUUGCCGUAAUUAAACAGAAUUGCAAACAAUUUCAAUCCAUUAUUAUUGGACCAUCUGAACAAAUAGUGGUAUAUCGUCCUUGUAAUUGUGAAUCCAUUACAGGCAGCAUAGUUUUUAGUGUAGAAAUUAGAGUUUUCUUUGCGUAGGACGUUUUUUUUGUGCAAAUUUUAAUUUGUAUUGUGGUGAAUUUGUCGUUGAUCUCGUUUGCCUUCCUGUGUAAAAGGGUAAAACGAUAUUUUUUACUGAAAUUGAAUGUUUCAUUCGAAAACACAAAUCGAUGAUGAUGACUGUGCUGGUGAAUUGAAUAAAAUUUCUUUCUUUCUUCGGUGGUGUGCUCUGUGACAGAAAGUUGUUUGUGUGAAUAUUAAUGUGGGGCGCACUUUCACGCCUCUUUGUGAAAAACGAGAAUCCCUCACUAUCCGUUCAGGGUGAAAUUAACGAAACAAUGGAUAAACAAGCAUCACAUCAAGAUAUGGAUACAAUGGAGUCAAAACAGGCACGACAGCGAGCUUCAGUCAAAUGGAUCUUAUCGAAAGCAUUCAACAAUCGUGUGCCCGAUAAUCUUAAAGAACCAUUUUAUCGUGAUCACGAAGGCCAGGAACAUUUGAAACCGCAAAUUGUUGUCGGCUUAGGAAAUGCAUCGCUCUACUGCCAAACACUAUCGAAUCUGUAUUCGGAUCCAAAUUACCAAAGUCUUAAUCACUGGUCAAUAUUGCAAACACUUACGAGGAAAGGUGUUCCGCUUGGCGAAGCAACCGAGCAGCCGCUGACUGAGACGGUGUUAAUUCAAACGAAUCCAUUAAGAAUUAAUGCCCAUAUGUCUGUGAUAGAAGCGCUUAUGAUUUUAUACGCGAAAGAAGUGGCUGCCAGCGAACGUGUGUCUUCAGCAAUUGGACGAAUAUCGGGCGGUGCAUUACCGAAAGACAGUCAGCAUCAUGAGUCAUCGUUGCUCUAUUGGGUUUCGCAUGCAUGUGCCGCAUUAAAAAAGCGUAUUGACCAGGAAAUCGAAUCUGGAGCGACGGAUGAAAAUGGUGUACGUCUUCAAUCGCCGGAUGUUCCACCUGUGCGUGAUUAUCGUGAUUUGUGCGAUGGUGUUUGUCUAGCAUUCUUAAUUGCAUAUUAUUGCCCCAAAGUUGUUCCUUGGACUACAGUUAGAGUUAAUUAUUUGCCAACCGUGGAGGAUUCCAUUUACAAUGUACUACUAGUUAGUAAUUUUUCUCAAAAACAUUUGCCAUAUUCAGUGUUUCAUAUGACCCCGCAAGACAUCACAUACAUGAGAGGGUCUAUGAAGCAAAAUCUCGUAGUGCUGUUAGCAGAUUUUUUUAAUUUAUUCGAAAUUCAUCCAACAAAGUGUGUUUGUUAUCCCGGGAUGGACCAAUCGACAGAUUCAGACAAAAAUAAUGGCACAAAUGAGCACGGCAUAGCACAUCGAAGGGGUCUGACCUGUCAACCGGUCACACCGAUACCAGAUCUAAGAAGUGGUUUAGAUUCGCCGACACAAUUGCCAUCAACUAAACCACCAUUUCAAGUAACACGAUCAACAUCUGCUACGACAAUGCGUAAACCAACGCCACCACGUGAAGUGCCAGAACAGUGUGGACAGGAAGAAGGCUUUGUUGUGCACCGCGGUCGUACUAUACCGACAUUAGCCUCGAUGCAGGAGCCACUUGUACCAGCUCGACUUAGACAAGCCAAAGAGAAGAGUAAUCAUGAUUCGAAGAACGAUGAACGAGGUGAUAAUAUGGCAGCAGGCCGUCCAAGUAAUUGGGAAGAUGCUCGUCGUACCAGUUAUGCAGGUCGCCGAUCCAGAAGAAACUCAUUAAGUGAAGACUCUCAAUUGACCAUCGAAAAUUUUGGCGGUUCUCAAGAUCAACUGAAUAUGAUUGGACGACCGGUUGAAAGGGAACGAAAAUUCUCCAACUCCACGGUGAACAAUCACACCGAACCGGCUGUAGCUGUUCGAUCAUCAAUUGCUGACGCACGCGGCACAUUGCAAAUCGGUUACGAUAAUGAUUCGGAGCCGGAAAAGCAAGAUCGUGAAACGGAAAAAACGGGAACAAUGAGACGUCAUCCAAGCAUGGACAACGUAACACAACGCAACGUAACACAUUCCAAAGAAAAAGACACAACAGAUGGUGAUGUUACACAAUUCAAUCGUCAGCAAAUACAGUCCGUUGAGGAUGACACUUCGAAGCGGAAAAAAUCGUUCGUGAACAUACCACCCGCAAAUCCGAAAACAACUACAUGGCAACAGCAAUCAAUGAAUUUCCAACAAAUUGACAAUGAUGUCGACGAAGAUCGUUCCCAGAUUGAUGACUCGAAAUUGUCAGCUAUUCGUAUGAAAUUGGAGGAGCAUCGUCGACACAUUUUACAAGAAAAGAGAAAAAUGGAAUUCGCUUUGAGUCGCCAGCAACAAAAGGUUGGAAAAGCGGCAUUUUUUCAAGCUAUUAACAAGCAAAUCGAUGAAAGAGUUAUGGAUAAUGAAUCGGGCAAAGCACACAAUCAAACUGAUAAUGAGAAUAAGGAUUGUAGCUCCUCUACCUCGUCCAAUGAUGUUGAAAAAUCCGAUAAACCUUGUAGUUUACAGGAUUUGCCAGAUAUUACCGACACAAGAUGGGAGCAACAUUCUGAUUCGAAGAAGACUCCAGAUCUAGAUCCAUCAGAAAUCGAUCAAUAUCAGCAAAGCAUUGCCAUAAUGAACUCAAAUUUGAAAGACAUCCAGCAAGAUAUCCAUCGAUUAACAAAUCAACAAAGCCAAAUGCAAGCUCAGGCAAUACAAGCUCAACAGCUGUUACAAGCCCAACAAAUCGCCAACAUGAUACAGUAUCAUGGUUCCUCACAAAACAUUCCCCAACAAUACCGAAAUAUGCCGCCUUCGAAUUUCGGUUCGACUCCACAUCUAAGCCAGCCAUACAACCAGCAACCGAUGAUCAUGCGACCGCCCAGCCGAGAUCCUCAACAUCAGUACAUCAACGAUCAAGGUCAAUACAUCACGAACUCACGCGAAUGUUCCCCGUUCAUGAAUGACAAUGGCCAAUACUACGGCAACCAAUAUGUCAAUGCGUAUCCCGAAGUCAAUCAGUAUCAAACGUAUCGCGUCGAACAGCCACAAUAUCGGGAAUACGAAUCACCUCCGCCUGCGCAGCCAUCACAAAACCAAUUCUACCUACAUGACAAUCCGCCACAACCGCCUCCACGUCGAACAUGGGCUCAGGCACCGACAAACAACCAACAAAUACCAUUGGAUGUCAAUGCCUGGCAACAGAAUUCGCCGAAAAUUGAUACAAGAACGUGGAAGUCACCGAGUCAGCCAUCGAGUCAAGGUUUCAUGUUGCAUCAAAAUGGCAAUGACUACGACAGAAACGAACAGUCGUACGAAAGUCCGCAACAUUCUCGCGUACAUCGACAAAUUUCGCAAAUCAUUAGCGGCGAUCCGAAAUCUCACAUCGACAGCAAUCGGCAGCCAAUCAGUCCGCCCAUAGAUGAUAUGGCUCCUCAAAGUAUUUCAUUUAUCGGCGAUGAUGACUCUGUCGAUCCGAUUGGGAAUGGUCAGUCGAAGCCUCCAUCAAUGUUUCAACGUCCGAAUAUCACAUCAGUCGAACAGGAACAGGACUUGGAUUUGGGUCGGUUGAACAUCACCAGUGGUAAAUUGACUUAUAGAAUACCGUCACCGACACGGCCAUCGUUAAAUAUGAAUAGUUUUCAAGAUCCGAACGAAGAAGCGGUUAACGAACAAAAGGGCUUCUAUAUCGCCUUCGAUAAUGUUCAACCGAAAAGGCCAAAACCUCCGUUGCGAACGAAACGUUCGCCGAAGAAAGAACGUAGCAUUGAUAGUGAUAAGCAGGAUCAAAGUGAGCAACUGGGUCGUGAACUGAAUCAAGAGCGACGAAAUCAAGAUGCUAAACGCAAUUCAUCUUUCUCUGCCUUCGAUAACGACUCAACGAUCAAUAAUCAUCGAUAUGCCGACGAGUCCAUCAGUAAUAAUACCUACAAGAAACCCGAACCGGUUGCACGACGUCAACAUGUCAGCGACAACCAAGUAUCGGCAAUUUUGGACCGUCGACAUUUGGAAGAUGUCACAAAUCACCGGCAAUCGUUCGGUGGCAACACCGAAUCGAAAGCAUUGAUAAUCGACGAUGAGCUGAAGAAUUUGGACCCGGAGUCAGUUGACGAAAUGGAGCGCAAGAAAGAGAAAAUCAUGCUACUCUCCCUACAGCGACGACAGCAACAAGAAGAAGCUAAAGCGCGAAAAGAAAUCGAUGCGAUGCAACGUCGUGAAAAAGAACGUGAAAAGGAGGACGAACGUGCCAGAAAACGCGAAGAGCAGGCGGCUCGACGAGCACUGAUCUUGGAACAACAUAAAUAUAAGAAAGCCGUCGAAGAAGCGGAGCAGAAGGGCAUCACGAUCGAUCGAAAUGAUUUUGCGUUGAUCAAACAGCAAAUGUCAUCUCCAGCAGCGCCACCGAAAAUGAGGCAACAGAAAGCGGUUUCGCGACCGAGACCGAAGACGAUAUGCGUGGAAAGGGGAUCGAUCGAUCAAAGCGAAGCAUCGAGUUUAUCUAGUCGGGACAAGAAGGGCUCUAAUACGAAUUUAACAGGCUUAGGAAGACAGUUAAGCUCGAAUUCGAUCAGACGCGAUUACUAUAGAGGUUCAACCGAUUCGUUGGCGAUACGAGAAUCACCCGAUGAAUAUCCGAGCACAAGUUCAACGCCUAUUGGUCGAAGGGGUUCCUAUAAAGCGUCAAGAGAACCAACUGUCGAACGAGGUCGUACAUUAUCACGUAUAUCCGUAGCGAAGGGCAGCAACUUGAAUUUUAGGGGCAGAAAAUCGAACUCUCUUAUGAAUCUAUGCGACACAGAUUCAGGUUUAGGUCGAGCAACGCCACCACGUCGUGCUCCAUCGCCCGGAAUGGGUCCAUCCAGUCGCCAUUUACCGUCUCCAUCGGGUCCUGGUUCAUUACCGCCCGGCUUUAUGAACAAACGGCGAAUAUUCGAUGAUGGAUCUAGUGAUAUAUCAGCAGCUAGUUCAAUGAUGGAAUAUUCGGGUCCCAAACUCUACAAGCAACCGGCUACGAAAUCCAAUCGUGGCAUCAUAUUGAAUGCUGUCGAAUUUUGCGUUUUUCCGGGAAUCGUCAAUCGUGAAGCCAAACAAAAGGUCCUGGAAAAGAUCGAAAAAAGCGAAGCAAAACAUUUUCUCGUAUUGUUCCGCGAUGCUGGCUGUCAAUUCCGUGCACUGUACAGCUACUGGCCGGAAAAUGAGACCGUCAUUAAGCUACAUGGAACCGGCCCAACACAAGUGGACGAGUAUAUGUUCGAUAAGUUUUUUAAAUACAACUCCGGCGGCAAAUGCUUUUCACAAAUCCAUACGAAACAUCUAACAGUGACGAUCGACGCAUUCACAAUACACAAUUCACUGUGGCAGGGUAAAAAAGUCAAUAUGCCCAGUAAAAAGGACAUGGCGCUUGUUAUUUAAAGUAUUACACAAAGUAGCCGAAAAAACAGUCUCAGAAUUUACGAACUAAGCUUCCAACGGCAAAUGAAAACGAGAAACAGGCGAGAGAAAACUUUUUUCUUUCUUUCUUUUUUUGUGUUAGCCGGUUUUAUCAAUUCCCCCAUGUAAUCAGUUUGUGGAGUGUGUCACUAGCAUAAUAUAUUUUUCGUUUUCUUUUUGCCUCGAUUCCCUUUCGAUAGACUUAAUGGAAUUGAUUGACAUUUUAUAUUUAUAUAUUUUGAUAAAAAACAAACAUUAAUGAUCUAAUCGAGUCCGUUUAAUUUUCACCAUUAGCAAAAAUGGGUGUAAAAUAAUUAAAAUAAAUUUGGAAAAGAACAGAAAAAUCGUAUUCUUGGCUCCAACAAUUUUGAAAUGUGAAUAAACAAAAUUUAAUUUAAAGACAAAAAAAGGACGGAAUUUAUCGAUAACCUUUUAUAAACGGCUACUCAUCGGUUAUUGACAACAACGACAACAAUGAAUGAUGAUCUCUAGCUAAGGUGAACCGACAGAUUCAACAUUUAUGUGUCGAUCCGCCUGCCUGCCGUUUAUAAAAGGUUAACAGAGAAUAAAUUACUGAUAAAUCAUCCAAACCUAUCCACUCAAAAAUGUGAUCAAAAUGAAUUAUUUUAGAAAUGAAAUGAAGAAACAAAGUGUAACUUUUCGGAAUGAAGUCCAACACCAUUUUACGUAAGUUCGAUGAAUCUUUCUUUUAAAAUGACAAUUAUAUGACAACAACAUUUAAAAAUGACUUCUUCUGCUAAUUUUCCUCGAAUGUCGUGUUGUCUGGAAACUGAAACACUUCAGAACUGUAGUCAAAACUUAAACCUAUUAAGAUUUAUGCACAGGUGUAAAAAGCACUCGAUCUUUUCAAAAUCCCUUUAAUCAUAUACACUGUUAGCAACGAAGAAUGUAAUAGACCAAAACAGUAAAAUAAUUUUGAAAAAUGUGGAGCGCUAUGUCUCAGCUAGACGAAGAAUGUAUACGUACGGUGCAAUGCAAUUUAUUUCUUACACUUUUACUCAAAACACCCACGCAUACAACAACAGUUUAAUACCGUGUCGACACUUGUGUAUCGUUUGCAACGACAUUUUCUCUUCAGCGGCUGAAGUUCAGCUGCAUUUUAGACUUUGCCGAGUUAGUGCCACGUUUAGUUCAUGUUUGGUAUACAAUUGUACCUACUUUUUGAAACUGUGAGCACCUCACAUUCUGCUUCAAAAUAAGCCUUUUCAACUAAAAGAACAACUGCCGUAAUUGCAACAUUUCUAGAAUGUACCAAGGUUCUUCAGAUUCGAGAGCUUCUUGAACUUGAAAUUCAGAAAUUCAUAUAGACAACUUCAUGAAGUUCUGAGAAAGAAUUCCAUUUCCACCGAAAGGUAGACUCCGGCUCUCCCAUUGAAUCGUAUUGUGAUUGACUUUCGGAAUUCUUGUAAAUUGGUGUUGGGAGGAAAUUUUUUUUUCUUAUUACAUCAACUUCCCUGAGUCACAAAACGAACUAAUUAACUAGAAAGUCCAAUUAAUGGGCCACAAUUCGUAGAUUGUAAUUGUGUUUCCAUUAAUUGAUAAUCUUUUAGAAACGGUUAAUCAUCUGCUAUUGACAACGACGGCAUAAAUGAGCGAUGAGCUCUGGCUAGUCUUUUAUUUCAUAGCAGACUUAAUGUUGAAACUUUGAUUUUGUGUGAAACUUUAAGCAGAUGAAGUUGGAAAGAUUAAAAUUGCGUGCCGUUUCUAAAAGGUUUCCAUAUAAAAGGAAAAUAUAUUUUUAAUUAAUUUUUAGCAAAGAAUUAAAACAACAGUCAUAAUGUAUAGAGAAUUAAUUUAAAUUAAUCUUAAAAAGGUUUAAAAAACUAAACAAAAAAUAAGAAGAAGAGAAACGCUAAAAAACAAUUAAUUAUUAAUAUUUGUUAACUCUCCUAUUGAAAUAAUAAAAAAAUUGAAAUGAAAAAAAAAUAUUUUAAUAAUCAAAGGGCUUGUUAGGUGAAACCAAAUUAAUAAUUAAAAACAAAAAAAAAACAGAAGAAAAAACCUUAAAAAUAUUUAUUUAAUAAAAAAAAUCGACGACUAAAACAACAGAAGAAGAUCAAAAUCUACUUUUAAUACCCCUCCCCCCUCUAAUUAUUUUUUUUAUUAAUUAAUUGUAAGUGUAAUUACGUUUUUUUGUAUAACUUUUGUUUUUAAAUGUUAAAAAAAGGAUAUUGCAUCAAUUGCAUCAAGAUAUGCAUUGGUUCCGGAGAAAUUCUGUGAAAAAUAAAAAUUAAUAAAUUAUGAAAAAA